This is a messenger RNA of Geosmithia morbida, 2637 nucleotides long. RefSeq names its product Leucine Rich Repeat. NCBI's taxonomy places the organism in Eukaryota, Fungi, Ascomycota, Sordariomycetes, Hypocreales, Bionectriaceae. Gene Ontology annotation, molecular function: protein kinase binding. The transcript has 2 exons. The coding region runs from base 1 to 2637 and encodes 878 amino acids. The record is from RefSeq and is a predicted model, not a curated record. Gene Ontology annotation, cellular component: cytoplasm.
AUGAACUCAGAAGACGGAGAACUGUUUGUCAAGCAAUUGGCUGGCUUUGUGCGCACGCAUGAAAAGGCCCUUGCCAAUGCUGCUCAGUUUCAGCGCCGCACAGCUCGUCAUCGCCCAACCCAGAGCACCAACUCUGUGGCCGCCGUGCCCAGCUCUCCUUCCAUCCCCGAGCGACCCGCCACCUCAGCUUCUUCCGUUACGACCCCGCUUGCCACUACCUUCUCCCUCGGCUCCCUCGGUUUGGCCUCGAGUAGUGUAAAAUCCGCCAGGCUUGCUCUCACGCCCCACCACCUCUUCUACCUCCUUUCGCGCUUCGAGGAACUCGGCAUUGCCGUGGGACCUAUGAAGAUUCGUCUCGAGAACCUUCACUCCAGUUCCGCCUCGGCCAACUAUGUCUCCUUCCUCGGAAAUACGCCGCGCCCCAAGGAUCCCGAUGCUGUCUCCAUAUCCUCCGUCUCCAGCGUCCGUAGCGUCAUGUCCAGCAUGUCGGCUCUGUUUGCCAGCUUCGGCAUCGGAGCCAGCAUCUCAGCUGCCCGGACCGAGCGCCAGCAGGCUGCCGCCCAAGCCGAUCUUAAGUACCUGUACUCCGCCUUUACUAAGAUCCCCUGCCUCCGUCUGGCCCCUGAUUGGCGCGCCCGCUUGAUCCGUGGAUAUGAGGAGUUCCCCUUCGACUCGGCCGUCCCCCUCUACGCUUUUAAGAAUCUGCAGGCCCUGGAGGUGAGCGGCAUCGAUUUCCGCCAGUUCUUUGGCUGGGACCGCCUGGCUGAGCAGCUGCGCUCCCUGACCCUCAAGCACGCCGGCAUCGAUGAUCCAGCCGAUAUCCUCAUCGACAUCGUUCUCGACGACAUGGACAAGCGCCGUCGCCGUACCUCCAAGUCACAGUCUUCCCCCGCCACGUCGUGGGGCUUCAACGGCAGCUCGCGCAGAGGCUCCGUCGUACCCGAGCUGCAGCGGUCGCAUACUGUUCCCACCUGGACCGACCCUCGGCCCACGACCCAUGAGCUUGGCGUUGUAGGCUCCCUCACCAGCGAACAUGCCAUAGACGACGGUAGCAACUCGGAUACGGCCAAGCCCCAGGGGCAGCAGUGCCAUGGCAGCGACGAUCCCGCUGUGCCUAAGUCGCCCGUCAAGGCGCCCACCCGCCCCCGCAGUAACUCUCCUUCGCGACUCACCGGCUCGCGCAAGAACUCCCACCAGCAUACCCGGUCCUCGCAGCGCACCCAGCGCUCCGGCUCCGGCAGCUCCCAUUCCAGCCUUUCCGACUCUUGGCACCACCACGCCCGCAGCAGCAGCUCCACCAACCUCCUGUCCAUCGACAUCCUCCCCGCCUCCAAGUGGCGCUUCCUGCGACACCUCUCCCUGGCCGACAACUCGAUGACAUCGAUAUCCUCGACCAGCCUGGCUCCCCUCUCCAACUCGCUCUACUCGCUGGACCUGUCGUCCAACCUCUUCGCUGAGAUACCCGACAGUCUGGCCUCUCUCACGGCGCUCCGGGCUCUCAACCUUUCCCAGUGCAUGAUCGACUCGCUGCACUCUCUCACCCGUAGCCCCCUGCCUGCCAUCACUGCUCUGAACCUUCGCGCCAACCGGCUCCAGUCGCUGGCCGGGGUGGAGAAGCUGUACCCCCUCGAGCGCCUCGACUUGAGAGACAAUCGCCUCACCGACCCCUCGGAGCUCGCCAGACUCACCGGCAUCCCCGACAUCCGCGAGAUCUGGGUCGAGGGCAACCCCUUUGCCCGCACGCACAAGGACUACCGUGUCACCAUCUUCAACCUCUUCCGCAAGACGCCCGGGUACACUGAGGAUAUCAUCAUCGACGGCACCGGCCCCAGCUACUCGGAGCGCCGCAGCCUAGUUGAACGCGCCCCCAUACCCGACUCGGUGCCCGUCGUGAAACCAAAGGCCCCCGAGGUCCCCACCGUCGACAUGUCCAAGCCUACCAUUGUAUAUGGCUCUCCCAAGGAUGCCGCCGUGGUGCGCAGGGAGCGACCCACACCCAAGGCAGUCUUAAGCGAGGUACAUACCGGAUCGACGCGCCGCCGCAAGGCGCCCAAGAGGCGCAUCAUCGACCUCGCAACGGGUGGGGAUGUGCCGGCCGUGCCGCCCCUUAACAUACACGUACGAAAUGAUGCGGCCGCGACGUCGCCCGUCGAUCGUUCCGAUUCGGCUACCCCAGAAGAGAACAACUACCGCAUCUCGCAUGUCCCGCAGACCCAGCAGCUCCAGCCCUCUGUCAUCCUGACAGACACCCGCAAAGGCAAUGUACCGCGUGCAGCUGAGACCAGCGGCGAUGCGGCGACAACGGCUACGGGUCGUUCGGAGAAUGUUGAGAACACGACCAGCCCCACCUCUCCAAAGUGGAAGGUACCUGACAAUUGGCACGCCGAUGCUGAGAACUACCGUCUCAAGAUUGAGACCUUGCGGGACAAGGUCGGCGACGGAUAUCUCAGCGCACUGGGCGACCAGGCCUGGGCCUCGAAUCCGUCUCCCCCCACCACCGUCACCGCGCCAACGCUGCCCACGGGUGGUGCUGUUGGUGGUGCAGCCAUCAGGCCAGUGACACGCAACGCGGACUCUGCCCAGUCUAUCCAGACUAUUCACGACGGUCGCACCCUAGGACAGCCUCUUCCCUCAUGA